This is a messenger RNA of Beta vulgaris subsp. vulgaris (sugar beet), 471 nucleotides long. RefSeq lists its product as uncharacterized. The record is from RefSeq and is a predicted model, not a curated record. NCBI's taxonomy places the organism in Eukaryota, Viridiplantae, Streptophyta, Magnoliopsida, Caryophyllales, Amaranthaceae. The coding region runs from base 37 to 471 and encodes 144 amino acids. The transcript has 2 exons.
GCCUUUUCUGGGCCAGUGGCCCAACUGGUAGGCCAGAUGCCGGCCGCUUAUAGGACGGCUUCCCGUUCUUCUGGUGAGUCCUACUAUUCCAACGUAGUUAGAACACUACGGGUUGGCGGGCGUCCGAUGAGUCCGUCCAACAAACAGACCGUGGUUAUUCCCAUCAGGUGUACUGACGAGUCUAACCUUUCAGAUAAAGGGAAGGGUCCUGCUGUUGUCGGCUCCCCUAGCCUCUCUGACGAUGAAUCUUCUCCAGCCUUUGGAAAGAUGUCGUCGUCUGAUCGUGAGAAGCUCAAGACGGAGCUGUUCAAGUGCUUUCCCGAAACUUAUAUCAAGGGGUUAAGGGGAGCAUCGUCUGGGCAUGUAGGUUACAUGUCUCAGCUUGCUGCCGAGCUUUUUGCUCGCAGCAUGAUAACAGAAGACUGGGCGAAGGAGCUCAGAAAAGAGAAUAAAAAGCUCGUCCAUGAGUAA